AUGAUUAUCAGAACACCGACAAGAACCAAGACAAACUCGUUCAACGGCCAACAGAUGGCUUUCAAAUUUCCAUCGACAGAAAAUCUGCGAGAUGAGACGUUGGACGAGUAUCACUUAAGCAACCAUCAUUUAUUGAACGAUAAUAUAGGGAAGAAUUUCGAUGAGGUUGCAUCACAAAUACUGUCCGACUAUACAAGUACUUCCAAUACGAACACCAACUCGGGCCAUUCUUCGAAUGGAUACUACUCGUUUGCCAACAUUUCAGAUAACACUACUUCCUCACCAAAAUCCAGCACGAUAGAGAAGAGGGGCUCUGCUGUCUCGGGCGAAUUCAGUGCUUUAGAUGUCAGUUAUGUGAGGGCUUCAGUUUUGGAACCCGGCAGUGUUCAGCACCACGACGAGGAUCGAAAACUUUCAUCCAGACUGCCGCCAUCCUCCCCAAUGGAAGCAAUUCCCGAGGCAGACGGUUUUGCUUCCUUUUCAACAGCAUUUCAGUCAAUCCCGACAGCAGCUAAUAUCUCCUAUGAUAUCGCAUCAACCGCAUCUUCCUCUAAGUCGCUGGAAUCUGACAAAAUUGCUGCAAGAAAGCUACCAACCGCUAGACUCGGGCGUACCCCCACUAUCACAAGAGUCCAAUCGACAGCAUCGACAAGAAGCUCGUGGGAGUCCACGCGCGCAUCGAAGCUUAAGAGAUCGAAAGCGGUACGAUGCAAAGGCGGCCUCCUGCAGUACUUCAUAUUACUGGGGCUUACGCUCAAGAGACAAUUGCGCAAAGUCAUUUGCAGCAUAAGAAGCAAAUUAGCAAGGAAAAAUGGUGGAAUCGGAAGAAGGAGAUCGAGGGUUUCUAUGCCAGAUAAGAAGGCAGCGCAACGAAGCCGAUCAAGACAGGAAGAUCUGAGGACAUCCCACUUAAAAAGAACGCAGCGCUAUGUUAGCAAUUUGCAAAGAUCAUUGUCCUGUAAGUCUCUACAGCCUGUCUUAAUGUCGCAAGCAAACAGCGCUAAGGCUCCUUCACUCAAUGAGGCAGAGACUGCCGAAAUAGACAAGAGCCCAGUGAUACGAAACCCCGCUACAUCAUUGAGAAGAACGAACUCGUCGAUAAAGAGAGCCGCGUCCGUUAUAACCAACCCUCACAGAGCUUCAGACUCCGGUAAAGGCGAUUGCAUUGAGCAUUCAGUUGCUGCGGAUAAAAAGAGUAUUGAACAAGCGCAGAAAGCUUCAAACAGACAAGGAAUUGUCAGAUCGGCUGGAUCUCGCUCCUUAAGCUCAUUGGCUAGACAGCCCUCAAUCGUGGUUAAAAAUAAAGUUAUUCCACUGUCAAUGUAUCACUACUCAAUCAAAGAGGAGGAAGAAGAUGCGGACGAAUAUGUGAUUAGUACCGAUGCAAUGCGUCCUAUGUCACCGGUAGAAAGCCUAAAUUCAGAAAAAAGCUCGUAUGAAGAUGCCCAGGAAGAUCUAAAUACUUCUCAAAGCGAGGAACAUAGGUUACUCUCACAGUCACUAAAUCACUACUUGAGAACCAUAAUCUCACAACGCAUCAUGACAAGAAUACAGAUCUCCAAAUACCAGAAACACGAGCUACCUGUUUCAGACCUGAUCGGAUCUCUCAUCAAAGAGUAUGAGAGCGACAGCACAGUGUCAAAUCUCUUCGAAGAGCAUAAGUCGCGGAACUCUUUAACUGAUGUCACAAGCGAGCAAACCGAAGAAGAAGAAGAGAAAGAAGAAGAGGAAGAAGAGGAAGAAGAAGAGGAGCAAGAUGCGGAAGCAGCAUCGCAAUAUUCUACCAACACCAGCUUGAAGUUUACAUUGCAGUCACCCUUCGGAGCCGCAAACCGCUCGAGUCACAACGACAGUCUACUUUCUCUACCAGCAAUAGGUGUGAAGAGAUCGUUAACACUACCUAUUGGCAUAAAGGUGUGA
Messenger RNA from Torulaspora globosa, 1920 nucleotides. RefSeq names its product Aim44p (gene AIM44). The record is from RefSeq and is a predicted model, not a curated record. The transcript has a single exon. Bases 1 to 1920 code for a protein of 639 amino acids. NCBI's taxonomy places the organism in Eukaryota, Fungi, Ascomycota, Saccharomycetes, Saccharomycetales, Saccharomycetaceae.